This is a messenger RNA of Didymodactylos carnosus, 765 nucleotides long. The record is from the annotation of a GenBank genome assembly. Lineage: Eukaryota; Metazoa; Rotifera; Eurotatoria; Philodinida; Philodinidae.
AUGUCAGGACAAGAUAACAUUGAUCAAUCAUUAUUAAUAGCAGCUACCACACUAGGAGCUCUGGCAUUACUUAGUUGUUUGUCACUUUUCUGUUAUAUGUUAUUAUGUUCAACUAUGUGUAAACGAUGGCGAGAAAGAAAUGACGAAGAAAAACAAGUCAACAAACUUAAAAGAAAAUAUUUAUUAUCAGAACAAUCAACAUCGUGUCCCUCUGAGAGUAUUGCACAUAACGACGAUACAAAGUUGUCGAAUUCAAACUGGAAAAAUGUCAACCGAUUAAGAUUACCAUCUUUGAUUCGUGAUAGUUUAGGAUCUGUAACAAGGACUCUUAAUAACCGGUUAGAAUUAGCAUCAACAACUGCUGCAAUUCGUGCCCCAGUCAGUAGUUAUGUUGUCUAUAAUAUAACUGAUGAUAAAAGGAGCUCAUAUAGCCGAUUCAGCAGUACUGGAAGUGAACCAAUAUUUAGUCAUUUUCAUCCAAGAACAAGAACAUCGACAAUAGCCACCGAUAACCGAACAAAACGACAAGAUGUGCCGAUUGUCAGUGAAAAGAAACAGAUAAAUGAUGAUCAUACAUCUAGUUUAAACGACAUACACAAACCGUUACCAGAGAUAACUGAUUUUCUAUCAGAUGUAAUCAAUGUAGCUGAUGUUUGUUCAAUAUCAGAGACAAAUGCGAGACAACUUAACUCUGGUCGUAUUAGUGUUACAAGAGUGAAAAGGAAAUAUGUGCUUGAAGAAGGAAAAAAACAGAUCAAUAUUUAG